UUUCCAGGACACGCCAUGGAGAAACCCUCAAAGGAUCGUCUCACUUUAUCUCCAGGUUGUAUAAUGGAAGAUGAGGACAUCACAGGAGAUUGUGGAGGAGAAAAGACAAUGAGCUCCACUAUGGAUGGAGGACUUCACAGUGUGGAUAGACCAUGGAACCCCUCCCACUCUGAGCAACCUCGUACUGUGAGGGGCGGUGCCGGGAUUCAGGGGAAGGCGAAAUUUUCCUGUCCUGAAUGUGCGGAAAAUUUUAGCUCCGAAUUAAGGCUUUCUGCACAUCGGAGAUCCCACAUGGAGGAAAAGCCUUAUUCCUGUUCUGAGUGCGGAAAAUGUUUUCUUGAAAAGUCAGAACUUGUCAUACAUUACAAAUCUCACGCAGGGGAGAAGCUCUACCCCUGCCCUGAGUGCAGGAAAUGUUUUUCAGAUAAGGCCAAUCUUAUCAAACAUCAGAGAUUGCACAUUGUUGAGAAGCGAUAUUCCUGCACUGAGUGUGAGAAAUGUUUUUCGCAGAAGUCCGAUCUUAAUAUACAUCAGAUAUCCCACUUGAGGAAAAAGCUGUUUUCCUGCUCUGAGUGUGGGAAAUGUUACACACGGAAAACAGAUCUUUUUAGACAUCAAAGAAUCCACACAGGUGAGAAGCCGUAUUCCUGCCCCGAGUGCGGUAAAUGUUUUUCCCAGAAGGCCAACCUUAUCAUCCAUCAAAGGUCUCACACGGGUGAGAAGCCGUAUUCAUGUUCAGAGUGUGGGAAAAGUUUUUCACAUAAGUCCGCUCUUACUGUACAUCAGGCAUGCCACACGGGGGAAAAGCAGUUUUGCUGUCCCGAGUGCGGGAAAUGCUUUUCACAUAACACCAGUCUUUCUAGACAUAAGAGACUGCACACAGUUGAGAAGCUGUAUGCCUGCCCCAAGUGCGAGAAAUGUUUUUCACAGAAGUCUGGCCUUACCAGACAUCUGAGAACCCACACAACCCUCGAGGUGAAUUAGUGUCCUGAGUGCGGGAAAUGUCUUCUAUAUGGAUCAUAUUUUGCCGUAUAUCAGAGAUCUCACACUGGGAAGAAGCACACCUUGAUAUACACCUCAGACAACACAUGGCUGAGCGCUCCUCUGAUCUUUAUCAUGGAAGAAACACUUUAUAAGGAAAUCAGAGAUCACUAAAGACUUCAGAGAUCUGUCUGUCUUCCUCUGCUAGGAGAGAGAAGGAGGGGGUGUCACUGCUGGUUGGGUCCCUCUAGGAGAGAGAAGGAGGAGGUGUCACUGCC
This is a messenger RNA of Rana temporaria (common frog), 1259 nucleotides long. RefSeq names its product gastrula zinc finger protein XlCGF17.1-like. Lineage: Eukaryota; Metazoa; Chordata; Amphibia; Anura; Ranidae. The record is from RefSeq and is a predicted model, not a curated record. Gene Ontology annotation, cellular component: chromosome. Gene Ontology annotation, biological process: regulation of transcription by RNA polymerase II. Bases 16 to 984 code for a protein of 322 amino acids. The transcript has a single exon. Gene Ontology annotation, molecular function: chromatin insulator sequence binding.